Messenger RNA from Priapulus caudatus, 1256 nucleotides. RefSeq lists its product as uncharacterized. The transcript is spliced from 4 exons. Bases 27 to 299 code for a protein of 90 amino acids. The record is from RefSeq and is a predicted model, not a curated record. Lineage: Eukaryota; Metazoa; Priapulida; Priapulimorpha; Priapulimorphida; Priapulidae.
GGCCCGAGGAGGACACGGGGCACGGGAUGGCCCUCACCUACAUCUGCAGCGUCGUCGGCGUUCUAUUCGCGAUAGUUCUCCUUGUCGCUUUGGUCGUGUUCAUGGUGAAGAAAAAUCGAAUAGACAAACUCCGACACCAUCUGAUGCCCCUGUACAACUUCGAUCCGGCGGACGAGUGUGAAGAUUGGGAGUCUGAGCUGCUAGAAGAGGGACGUCACCAUGGCGAAGGCAUAUACAGGGCGCAGGGAAUGACUGCAAAAUUGGCAUUCACGCCAGAUGUGGCCACCGGCCAUCUGUGACACUAUCGCACUUUGGAGGUGAGUGGGGUGCAAACAACAAGAUAGCAAGAUAGCAAGAUAGCAAGAGUCGGCGUUGGAUCCUGAGUGCUGUUGAGUUUCACCGUGGAGGCAGUCAAACAGCUAACGGGUCUACUCUUUCCAAGAAAUGGACGUCGAGACUGUGUUGCGAUCUCGUGCGUCGGAUGCACAAUGUCAUUUGGAGGGCACACGUUAAGUAAAUGCAUUCACUUGCCACGUUGUUCGGUUCUCUUAAAUUUUACCGUGGUCUGUUACAGGGAGUAUAGAUAGAUAUUAUAUACUGAGUAGAGAAUCACGAAACUGUCGUAGAUUUUAUUACGAUUCCUGUAUUAUCGUCGUUGUAACCUUAUACUAUUACGUAUUAGAGGAACUCGUAUGUUCUCCUUAAGCCCAGCGCACACGUGAGUAAUUUUACUCAAGUAAAAUGACGCAUGCGUCAAAAUACUCAACGAAAAUCUGCCGCACACGUGAGUAUUUUGACGCAUGCAUCAUUUUACUUGAGUAAAAUUACUCACGUGUGCGCCGGGCUUUAGUAAGGUGUUAUUUACAUACGCCAAAGUUUGCAUUUAUUCCUUCCCCAGGCCAGUACCCUUCUGUAUCGUAGUAACGCAGGUCGUUGUCGAUUAUAUAGCAACCCUUUUGGUUUUCGUUCCUCAUAUUGCUGGGGUACGUUAGGCCUGAUUGCUGCUCAGCAAUAGCAUACUGUGCUAGUAUUAGUGGUGACUAGGGUAACGUGUAUGUGGUCGUGCUUUAACGGUAGCAGCAAUUGGCCGCAAUGCCAUCGUCAUAAUGCAGUUUUGUGUACCUUACGUACCCCCUACCUACCUACCUUGUGGUAGUGCGACAGAGAGAAAGUGAGAGAGAUGACAAGUGGUAAUAUUGUAAUAGAAAACCAAGAGAAAUACAAGAGUAAUAAAUGGGGGUAGGGAGAAAGAGUGG